Messenger RNA from Mytilus trossulus (common blue mussel), 658 nucleotides. Its product is annotated as universal stress protein YxiE-like. The coding region runs from base 74 to 532 and encodes 152 amino acids. Lineage: Eukaryota; Metazoa; Mollusca; Bivalvia; Mytilida; Mytilidae. The transcript has 4 exons. The record is from RefSeq and is a predicted model, not a curated record.
GGUUUGAAAAAGCCGCGUUAUAACUUGAAUUACACGUGACCUAUUGACAACGAUCAACUGCAGGAUACCAAAGAUGACUGAAGGAAAUAGAGUGGUUGUAAUAUCGAUGGAUGGAAGUGCAGAUGCCGAUAAGGCUCUUGAUUUCUACAGCACGAAUUUGUACAGAGAAAAUGACGACAUAGUGAUAUUGCAUUGUGUUCAUCACAGAUCUGUUUAUACUUAUGAAUCAAUAUGGGCCCCCACAGAUCCAGGAGCAAUAUCGAUUGCAUUUGAAGAAGAAAGUAGGAAAGGAAACGAAGUAUGCAAAACAAUCGAACAAAAGCUUAAAGACCACAACGUAACAGCCAGAGUAAUUAAACUUGAAGGAGGGGAUCCUGGUCAUACUGUCGUUCACAAGGCUAACGACCUGAAUGCCGCCAUGAUAAUUAUGGGGAGUCGUGGUUUAGGAACAAUAAGACGCACUUUGCUUGGAAGUGUCAGUGAUUAUAUAAUUCAUCAUUCAAAAUGUCCUGUCUUUGUUUGCCGCCAUUGAGAAACGCUCAUAAUAUAACCACCGUACUAUACACAUCUUCUAUGUACAACAUGUAUUAUUUUUUACUUAUACUAACGAUAUAUACAAUGUAUAGUAACACGAAUAAAAGAAGUUUUAUAGCCUGAA